Meriones unguiculatus (Mongolian gerbil) is the source of this 1505-nucleotide messenger RNA. RefSeq names its product ubiquitin-conjugating enzyme E2 D2B. Gene Ontology annotation, biological process: ubiquitin-dependent protein catabolic process; protein K11-linked ubiquitination. The transcript has a single exon. The record is from RefSeq and is a predicted model, not a curated record. Gene Ontology annotation, cellular component: nucleus. The coding region runs from base 173 to 616 and encodes 147 amino acids. Lineage: Eukaryota; Metazoa; Chordata; Mammalia; Rodentia; Muridae. Gene Ontology annotation, molecular function: ubiquitin conjugating enzyme activity.
GCGAUGCGCCGACCGAGGUGAAGGCGGCGGCUCCACGGUGGCUGGCCGGAAGCUAAGCGGGCCUCGGCGCCCAGCGCACCCCGCCAGGGCAGGCCGGAGCCGCCCUCCUGCUCUGCUGCGCUGAGCCCGAACCAACAAGCCGGCCUCCGGCCCUCAAAGCCAGCCUUCCACCAUGGCUCUGAAGAGAAUCCACAAGGAACUCAACGACCUGGCGCGGGACCCGCCAGCACAGUGCUCCGCAGGCCCUGUCGGGGAAGACAUGUUCCACUGGCAAGCCACGAUCACCGGGCCGAACGACAGCCCCUACCAGGGCGGAGCAUUCUUCUUGACGAUCGAUUUCCCAACAGAGUACCCCUUCAAACCACCCAAGGUUGAAUUCACAACAAGAAUUUAUCAUCCCAAUGUUAACAGUAACGGCAGCAUUUGUCUUGAUAUUCUUCGGUCACAGUGGUCUCCAGCACUAACUAUUUCAAAAGUACUUUUGUCCAUCAGUUCUCUGUUGUGUGACCCCAACCCAGAUGACCCCUUAGUGCCUGAGAUUGCUCAGAUCUACAAAACAGAUAGAGAAGCGUACAACAGAACAGCUCGGGAGUGGACGCAGAAGUAUGCCAUGUAACUAGAGAGCGUUUGGACUCCCUCCACAAAUAAAGCUAGGAGCGCUCUGAGAAAGUCCUGAUGCCCAUUUGACUGUUUCCUACGAAGCCUCGAUGGCCCGCCUCCUUCUUCCUGGUGCGUGCCCGUUCUUCCCGCCGCAGGUCGGACGCACCAGAAACCCCGUGCUGCUGUGCCAACACUGUCUCCUAGCUGAGGAGUGCUUUCCAGGCAUAACCUAGAUGUGAGACCAAACCUUUUCCUUACUGACUCAAGUCUGGGUAGCCACGGGUGAGAGCGUGGUGGUACACACUGCUUCGAAGGGCUAAAGCUCCACCCACCGGUAGGAAAUUGUGAGAUUGUUUUUAAGUGGAUGUCAUCAAAAAUUUUUAAAGUUAUGAAAAGCUAGGUGAAGAACAUGAAAGUGUCUGUACUCGGUCCUAAUGACCUAGAACUGAGAUGCGCAUUACAGCCAGGCAGAGUAAGGCCCACACAGCUCCUGUGUUUCAAAGUCUAACUGGGCAACAAAAAUAGACAGGCUUUGUUCCAAAGUCCUUUGUACCUCCAUGACUCUUCAACCUCCUUUCAGUCUUUCUCUCCAUAUUCUUUAUUGAUGGUUUCUCAAUUGAGACAUCACUAAUUGCUCUUAUUUUUCUUACAUUAACUGCUUAAUUCAUUUGGAUAUAAGGGUAAAAAUGCAAUUUGAUGAAAAAACUUGUGUGUAAAGACCCAAUUGCUCCUCUGGAGCUUGUACAUUCAAGAAUAAUUAAUAUGUGUAAUAAACCAAUUAUCCCAGCCAUUACAAAAAUUUUGUAUGAAUAGGCUUUUUUACUUUAAGAACCGUGUUUGGCUGAAAUUAUUGGAUUUUCCCUCAGCCUUGACAUGCUUUCAUUUAGAGUGUCAGAUUUUCAAAU